Messenger RNA from Cercospora beticola, 1027 nucleotides. RefSeq lists its product as uncharacterized. The record is from RefSeq and is a predicted model, not a curated record. Lineage: Eukaryota; Fungi; Ascomycota; Dothideomycetes; Mycosphaerellales; Mycosphaerellaceae. Gene Ontology annotation, cellular component: prospore membrane; lipid droplet; ascospore wall.
CAUGACUCCAGACGAACAGAAGUGCUAAGAACAAGCCAAACCUCACCGGUGCACUCGCGCACCGAAUCCGCCGUCUGCCGCCAGCAACACUAUCCCUUAAGCCAACAAGAAUUACAGCAACCAUGUCUCCAACACAACAGCCAGUCCGCCAAUUUAUCCACUCCAACUUCUCUCCAGCCUUCCUCUAUCCUCUCAAAGGAAUCUGGUACUUCAGCACUCACCGCUACCUCUGGCCUCUCCUCCAAAGUCGCCUGGUCCCACUGACCCUCCUCUCCACCUGCGUUCUGGCAAUUCUAUUCUUGACAGCCUACCUCCCUAUCGUAGGCUUCCUGGCCCUAUUCCACUACCAUGGAUCCGCCUGGGUGAACGCCACAUUCUUUAUCCUUGGAAUCGGAGCAGUCGUAAUCCAACUUCUCUUCGAAGGUAUGCUGGUAGAUCAUACCCAAGUAGACGUCUUCGACGCGGUUAUGGUUGGCGAAGGAUAUGAGGAUCUCGUCAAGAAGCGGAGAGCAGUGUCCGAGAACUUCGAGGAGAGUGAUCCUUAUGAGAGACUUGGACCGAGAGACAAGGGCGCGGCUUUCUAUCCCUUUUCAUUUCGACAAAUCAUCGAGCUUGUAAUUCUUCUGCCGCUCAACUUCGUGCCGUUUGUGGGAGUUCCGCUCUUUCUCAUCCUCACCGGGUACCGGGCUGGGCCACUCAUGCAAUGGCGGUAUUUCCAACUUAAGGAGUUCUCAAGGAAGGAGCGCAAGCAAUUUAUUCAGAACAAGGGGCACAAGUUCGAGUACAUGUGGUUUGGCGCAGUGCAUAUCACGCUGCAGCUGAUCCCUGUGCUGGCGAUGUUCUUCUUGCUCACGACAGCAGCAGGGUGUGCUUUGUGGAGUAUCCGAUUAGAGAGAAGAGAGCAGGAAACACAGCCUUUGCGGCACGCGGAGGAUGAAAAUGAGCCGCCAUCGUAUUCAGACGAGGCGUGAAAGAUGAGCAUAUAGACACAUGGUCGUGACGACCGUUUUCUAUCCGAUCUAACUUU